CGCUGCUUAGGUCAGUUUAGAAAAUUACAUCGCCCGGAUAACAUCAAAUUAUUAAUAAUUUUUUUGAAAUGAAAUUCGGAAUAAAUUUUCCUUACCUUCUUACAUAUUUUCUAUUGAGUUCAAAUGCUCUAACCGAAGCUGUGAAAAUCCUUGCCCUGUUUCCAUUUCCGGGUCCUUCACAAUAUAUUUUGGUGCAGCCGUAUUUGAAAAUGUUGGCCUCCAGGGGGUAUGAGGUGACAUCGGUCAAUGCAUUUCCACAGAAACAGAAAGUGGAGAAUUUUCGGGAUAUAACUGUAAUGGAGGUGCAUGAUAACUAUGCAGACGUCAUAUCUGGCGCCCAAGUGGAACGCAACAAAUGGGGUGAAAUGACAUUUCUGUCGGAAUUUUUUAUGAACAUCACCGAAACGGUUUUGAAAAAUCCGAAAGUUCAAAAUCUGCUCAAAAAUGAACAUUUCGAUUUGGUGAUAAUGGAAACGUUGCACACAGAUGCCUGGUAUAGCCUGGGUAGGCAUUUUGGAGCGCCCAUGAUUGGCAUAUCUUCUUUCGGAACUGAUCCCAUAAUUGAUGAGCUAAUGGGUAAUAUGUCACCAUUCUCCUAUACCCCCCUGGUGACAAUUGGCUAUACGGAACACAUGUCGUACACUGAAAGACUGUGGAAUACAAUUUAUCAAUUAAUGGAACUGCUGCAUGUCCGUUGGGUUACCAUACCUCUUCAGCGGCAAUUAAUGGCAAAAUACAUGCCCCACAUCCAGGAAGAUGUGUGGGAGUUGAGAACCAAUUUUUCGCUGAUGUUGUUGAAUCAACAUUUCUCCCUUAGCUAUCCCCGGCCUUAUGUGCCCAGUAUGGUGGAGGUGGGUGGAUUUCAGCUGCACUACAAACCCAACCCAUUGCCACAGGAUAUACAAGAAUUUUUGAAUUCCUCCCAAGAGGAUGUAAUCUAUUUCUCCAUGGGUUCAAAUGUCAAAUCCAAAGAUUUCCCACCCGAACGCCUGCAAAUGAUAAAUGAUAUCUUCCGCAAACUGCCCUAUAAAAUUUUGUGGAAAUUUGAAAAUACCCAUCUGCCAGGAAAACCUGCUAAUGUGUUCAUCAAACCCUGGUUUCCACAACCUGAUGUGCUAGCCCAUGCUCGAGUAAAGUUAUUCAUAUCUCACGGCGGCCUCCUCAGUACCUCGGAGUCAGUGUAUCAUGGCAAACCCAUGUUGGGCUUGCCGGUUUUCUAUGAUCAAACCAUGAAUAUCAAUAAAGCUAAACGGGCCGGCUUUGCUUUGUCAGUGGAUUUUUAUACACUUCCCAAGGAGGAAUUCGAAAACACUAUUUUGGAAAUGAUGAGAAAUGCCAAAUAUUUUAAGAAAGCCAAAGAAAUUUCCAGAAUUUAUCAUGAUCAACCUGUAAAGCCUUUGGACUUGGCUGUAUUUUGGACGGAAUAUGUUCUGCGCCAUCGGGGAGCACCACAUUUACAGUCUCCCGCCCAAAAAAUGAAUUUCUUCAAGAAGCACAGCAUUGACACGGUGGGUGUUUUAAUUGCAGCUGUUGUGCUCAGUGGAAUCUCUGUGGUUUUUAUAAUUUUAAGUGUUUUCAGAUUUGUGUUUUCCAAGAAAACAGAAAAGCAAAAAAAUAAAUUAAAUUAAUAAAUAAA
Messenger RNA from Musca domestica (house fly), 1636 nucleotides. RefSeq names its product UDP-glucosyltransferase 2-like. The record is from RefSeq and is a predicted model, not a curated record. The transcript is spliced from 2 exons. The coding region runs from base 69 to 1628 and encodes 519 amino acids. NCBI's taxonomy places the organism in Eukaryota, Metazoa, Arthropoda, Insecta, Diptera, Muscidae. Gene Ontology annotation, molecular function: UDP-glycosyltransferase activity.